This is a messenger RNA of Pistacia vera, 1555 nucleotides long. Its product is annotated as pentatricopeptide repeat-containing protein At3g16610-like. Gene Ontology annotation, molecular function: protein binding. Bases 590 to 1555 code for a protein of 321 amino acids. Lineage: Eukaryota; Viridiplantae; Streptophyta; Magnoliopsida; Sapindales; Anacardiaceae. The transcript has a single exon. The record is from RefSeq and is a predicted model, not a curated record.
UGGGUAAGAAGACAGCUUCAAAGUUCAAAUCUCUAGUUCAAUGGCAUUAUGUAUCUCCUUUUUCUCUUCUACCUCAUUUCUCUACAACUCCUUUACAUCUAUUUUUAUCAUCAAAACACUCACAACAAUCCACAAAUAACUUUUCUCUCAAUUUUAUUCCGCUGUUGAAACACUGCCGCACUAUUCAACACUUGAAGCCUUUGAAAUCUCUCCUCAUCGUCCACGGCCUUACAAAAAACAAACUUUUACUUGGAGAUUUUUUCAAAUCUUGUUUUCAUCUGGGUGCUCCAGGUCUAGCUCUCUCUACAUUUCAAACCAUUAAACAGCCAUGCAUGUUCUUGCAGAAUUUAAUGGUCAGAAAUCUUUGCAAUUAUGGGCUAUAUGAAGAUUUGUUAUGUCUCUACAUGAAGUGCCGAGUUUCGGGUUGCUCAUCUGAUGAUUUCACAUUUCCUUUUGUGAUUAAAGCAUGUUCGUCUUCAAGGGCACUUGGGAUUGGAAGAGAGAUUCAUUGUGUUGUCUUGAGAACAGGGUAUGACAAAAAUCUUGUUAUACAAACAGCUUUAGUUGAUUUCUAUGAAAAAAUGGCGAUAUGGAGGCUGCACGUGUAUUGAUUGAUAGAAUUCCACAACCAGAUUUGGUGUCAUGGAAUGCUUUGAUUGCUGGUUAUUCCUUAAACGGGCUUCAUCAAGAAGCAUUUGAGACUUUCAGGCGGGCCCUGGAAACGGGUUUGGAGCCUAAUGUGAGCACUUUGGCAAGUGUAAUUCCCGUGUGCACCCGUUUGGGUUUGUUUCAUAUUGGUAAAUCUCUUCAUGGCUUUAUCGUCAAAUCUGGAUAUAUGUGUGAUUUGUUUUUGGAGCCUACUUUGAUUUCAAUGUAUACCGGUGAUUUUGAUUUAUCUACUGCUAGAAAAUUGUUUGAUUCUGUGGUGGAAAAAAAUGUUACUGUUUGGAAUGCCUUGAUACCUGCUUAUACACAAAGCAAAAAGUUUUUUGAAGCUUUUGAGAUGUUCAGGGGAAUGGUCCGGGCACAACUGAAGCUUGAUUUGGUCACUUUUGUUUCCAUUAUUCCAUCAUAUGAGGGUUAUAGUUGCAUUGAUUAUGGUGAAUCCCUUCAUGCUUGUGCAGUAAAGCAUGGAUUAGAAAAUCAGCUUUCUGUGUCAACAGCGUUCUUAUCAAUGUAUGCGAAGUUUGGAAAUCUUGAUUCGGCCAAGUUCUUAUUUGAUCAGGUCCCGAUUAGAAACCUGUUGUCAUAUAAUGCAAUGAUUUCUGGGUGCGUGAGUAAUGGGCUAUGGGAUGCAAGUUUAGCUGUAUUUCGUGAAAUGAAGAUUGAAGGGUUCAACCCGGACGCAGUCUCCCUUAUCAGUGUCAUUUCAGCUUGCUCCAAACUAGAGGUCAUUUUGCUGGGUAAAUCUGUCCAUGCAUUUAGUCUAAGAAAUGGUUUACACUCAAACAUUGAUGUUUCAAAUGCACUCCUGAUGUUUUACUCUGAUUGUGAUCAACUAUCCUAUUCUUUUAAGCUAUUUCAUAGAAUGCCUGUGAGAAAUUUGGUGUCAUAG